AUGAAAAACUCGGAAGAACCACCACACCCCCGUUGCCAAUUUAGCGGGGAGGCAUGCUCCACGGAGUCGCCUCACUAUCGCAAAGUCAUAUCUCAUAUCUUCGGGAGAAAUAAGCGCUGCACAAUCGGUGUCCCAAACUUCGUUUGGAUCUAUUAUUGCCGGAAGCAUUACCAACGUGCGCGGUAUCGAACUGGGGAAUGGCCUUUCAGACAGUGCGACCUCGCCAUCGAUACGAUCAAGAACAUGCGUGCCUGGGGUGGAGUAGAGGAUUUCAAUCUUCAACUUCGCCGCCGAGAGACUCAACGAAGCACGGGAAACGAAGGCCAAUUCGAGGAAGAUGACUCUACUGUGCAAUCUACGGGUCACGAAACUGGGGAGUCCAUCGUUACCCAUGAUGCUGAUGCCAACGAAGAAGAUUCUUCUGCUGAAGCUGCUGUUAAAGACGGACGUGGCUUCAACCCUGACGAACCUGGGGAGUCCUCGGAGCCUAAAAAGCGUUCGCCACGGAUCAUACCUCGCCCCGUCCCUGACUGGCUCUAUUCCCGUAUUGGAAACCAUAAGACGUUCAGUCAGACCCUUCAAGUGCUGCGUGAUCUUCGACAACAUCUCCAGCAACGUAUCGAGAAUGGUUAUGAAGCCCACUUCCCGGAUAUCGAAAUUUUACCCAAUCUUCGUCACCGGCCCCCUCCACUCCAUACGGCUGCGAGCAAAUCGCGGCGGGUCUCUUCUCGCGGUGUCGUUGCGAAAGUGGUAAAGAAGUGA
Molecule: messenger RNA, 762 nt
Organism: Coccidioides posadasii C735 delta SOWgp
Lineage: Eukaryota; Fungi; Ascomycota; Eurotiomycetes; Onygenales; Onygenaceae
Source: RefSeq, a predicted model, not a curated record